UUGUGUCGGCUGUAAAACACAACCCAACCAUGGAUCAACCACGAAGCCCUCAAGAAACUCCUUCUAGCUAAUGUAUAAUAUCCUUUAUCUCUCUCUUAACCAAGAAACAGAUCAAAAAAAAAAAAAGAAGAAAAGAAAAGGACAAAUAGAAGAAAGAAAAAUUCAUCUCUAGGAGAUCAUGGGAAAUUGCGUUUUCAAAGGUUUUGGAGAAAUAUCGGAAUCGGAGGUUGUCAAGGUUGUAACAUCAAGCGGAGGAAUCAUGGAGCUUUUCGCCCCAAUCGCCGUCAACUCCAUAACCAACGAGUUCCCCGGCCACGCCAUCUUCCGCAGCCGCGACCUCUUCUCUCAACCGCUUCUCCACAACGACGAGCUUCACCCUGGCGAGCUAUACUACCUCCUCCCUCUCAACCCCUACAAAGCCGCCACCAAAACGACGGCGGCGGCCGGCGGCAACAACGACGCCGUCGUCACACCCUACCGCAUGUCGUGCGGGGGCCACGGCUCGGCCGUGAAGAGCGCUAGGCGGCCGGACCCCGAGGUUUUCCCGAGGUACAAUAGUAGCGGGGUGUGGAAGGUUAAGCUUGUGAUAAGCCCUGAGCAGCUGUCGGAGAUUUUGUCCCAGGAGGCUCGGACGGAGGCGCUGAUCGAGAGCGUCAGGACGGUGGCGAAGUGCGGUAGCGGCGGCGGCGGCGGGGGCUCCUCGGUGGCGAGUUCGGAUCAGUGGAGUGUGUCUAGUAGUUUGAAGGGAUCAUCAUGAUGAUCAUUAUAUGUUUCAAUAAUGUUCUAGCUAGUUUGAGGCAGUAUUUUUUUUUUUUUUUU
Molecule: messenger RNA, 819 nt
Organism: Morus notabilis
Lineage: Eukaryota; Viridiplantae; Streptophyta; Magnoliopsida; Rosales; Moraceae
Exons: 1
Coding region: 179-757 (192 amino acids)
Source: RefSeq, a predicted model, not a curated record